UAAAUGAACUUUGUUGAUGGUACGGAUCCAGUGAGCCCUGUCUACCUCAAACUUCCUUCAAAAAAUCUGGUUCAAACUGACAUUUUGUUCCACUUUGGACCACCCCUUGACGUUGAUUUAGAGUCUGCUGGUCAUACUUCAACUUUACCCAUCGUUAAUCUUGUCUGUCUUUUAUAACAUCGUAGAGAAGUCGGGCAAAGAUGUCUGUCACACUUCAUACUGAUGUCGGUGACAUGAAGAUAGAAUUAUUUUGCGAGGCAUGCCCAAAAGCUUGUGAGAACUUUCUUGCCCUAUGUGCCAGUGACUACUACAAUGGAUGCCUCUUUCACCGAAAUAUUAAAGGUUUCAUCGUCCAGACUGGAGAUCCUACACACACGGGGAAAGGUGGCAAUUCUAUUUGGGGGAGAAAAUUUGAAGAUGAGUUUAAGGACAAUCUAAAGCAUAGUGUACGUGGGAUGGUAUCAAUGGCUAAUAAUGGUCCAAACACCAACUCCAGCCAAUUUUUCAUCACGUAUGGUGCACAGCCACACCUUGACCUCAAGUAUACCCUGUUUGGAAAGGUUAUUGAUGGGUUUGAGGCCUUAGAAGAACUGGAAAAGCUACCAGUAAACCAAAAAAAUUAUAAACCCCUCACAGAGACAAGACUUCAAUCUGUCACAGUACACGCUAAUCCAUUAGCAGGCUAAUUUUGUGCGUUGAGAAAAGACUUGUGUUGUGUAUCUAAAAUUAUUGUGACAGGAUAAAAAAAAAGUUCUUAGAGGCUAAGGCAAACAAAUUUUCAUAAAAAUAUUUUUAUUACUUUUCUUGCAUAUGAGUGUGUAUACUACACCUUCAUAGAAAAAUACAGAAUGUACAAAAUAGA
Messenger RNA from Thrips palmi, 862 nucleotides. RefSeq names its product peptidyl-prolyl cis-trans isomerase-like 3. Gene Ontology annotation, biological process: protein folding; protein peptidyl-prolyl isomerization. Lineage: Eukaryota; Metazoa; Arthropoda; Insecta; Thysanoptera; Thripidae. The transcript is spliced from 5 exons. Bases 201 to 686 code for a protein of 161 amino acids. Gene Ontology annotation, molecular function: peptidyl-prolyl cis-trans isomerase activity. The record is from RefSeq and is a predicted model, not a curated record. Gene Ontology annotation, cellular component: catalytic step 2 spliceosome.